Molecule: messenger RNA, 348 nt
Organism: Diversispora eburnea
Lineage: Eukaryota; Fungi; Glomeromycota; Glomeromycetes; Diversisporales; Diversisporaceae
Source: the annotation of a GenBank genome assembly
AUGACUCAACAACAAUCUCAAUCAUAUUUUUUAUGGUCGAAAUCUAAUACGAAACAAGUCAGUAUAAUAUCGGAUGUUGCAAAUAAUAUUUUUGAGUAUAUACUACUUUUCUUAAUGGCAAUAUUUGUUUCGCUAUGUGGUUCACCAUCAAGUAUUCCUGUACAUCAAUUAAUAUUAGUUCCACAUCAAAACAAACGGCUCUAUUAUCACUUCUUUAAGAAAGUAACAGGAAAUGAAGACAUUCUUGGUAUACAAAGUAAAAAAUAUAAUAAAUCUCCUACACGUAAACACAAGAAACAACGUUCUUCUAUCCAACAUCAUCCUGAAGGAGCAAUCUAUGCACAAUAA